AAAAAGAUUCGAUACUUUGAACCAACAAUGAAAAAUUCAAAGGCAUCUUUACAAAACUUGGGCUCUGCCUUAACAUACUCCCUUACUUUGAUUACCUUCACAAGACUAAACACCUGAUGAUGCAGUUGUUUUCAGGCUCAAGACAGCUCUGGAUCGAAGAAAAUCAAAAGAUUAUUGAAAAUAUGCAUGAGUGAAUGCAAGUGGUUGAUCUCAGUGAAGGGAAUAUAGAAUGUAUUAAAAAGCUGUUCAAAGUUCCAGAAUCAGUUUCUGAACAUGAGCUAAAAUAGCCAAUCACUGCAAGUUUUAUAGAUUAAUUCUCUAGCGAAUAUGCUUCCUGAACCUACAAGUACUUCAAGUUUCAGGUAAAAAUAAUGGUUGCCUCUGACAAAUAUUCAUUCGGAAACGAAUCAAAGGAGACCAUUGAGCUUCUCAAAAAGUAUUACCCACUAGGAAACCUUCUGGUCGAAUCAGUGACGCUUGUCAGAAGCCCGAAGGCUGUAUACAGCAAGAGCUUAGCUGAAGAAAGCAUGAAAAGAACAAAUGAAGUUGUUGACACGAUCCUUGAAAUUUUAGGACUUGAAUGUCAGCAGAUAAGCAAUUAUAAGUACUUGGUGCCACCGGUAGUCAAGCUUGAGAAACACUACAUCAGAGGACACGAGAGGUUAUAUCUUACCAAAGAUGUAGAUAUUGAUGAAGAACUCUUUGCAUUGGACUAUUAUUCCUUCAUAAAUAUGUUUGAUCGGAUUAUGUGAACUAAGAUAACACAAACAUUAGAGAAAUUCAUUGAGGAGUUUAUUAAUCACGGGAAUUCUCUUCCAGAGCAACUUGAAGAGAUCACUAUAAUAGCUUCAACUCCUUCUUAUGAAGCAGAAGAGGCCAAGGAGCAGUGUGAUGUUACUCAACUGAUGGAUGUGAUAGAACCUCAGCAUAAACUCAAGUUUAUCUUCAAAGAACUUUACUCUUUGCAGAGCAAAAAUAUUUUGGCUAUUUUGUCUUCUCUUAGAAAGGAGGAAGGGGUCCAAGUUCAUGUUGAGUUUACAAAUAGAAAUAAAGACGUGUUCAUUCUUCACUGUUCACACUGAAUGCUCUGCUUCAGUGCUGAAGAUACCACUAAGAUGGCUUAUUUUAAAGAUGUGAGAAUCGAUUGUGGAAUAGAAGACAUUACUUUCUCGAGUGACAAUGAGUAUAUAUUGAUUCCAAGUGCUUCUUCACUCAAAGGGGCAACACUGUCAGAGUGUCCUUCUGAAAGAGAAUCCUCAGCUUUUGCUAUAUUUUUUAAUCCAAUAGAUGAGAGAUCAAGGAUGGUGGCAGUCAAAGUAUCCGAUAUAACCAACUUAUCUUUCAAAUAAACUCAUUGAGAAGCUCUCUAUUCAGCCUGAGGUUGGUGAGAAAGUUAAGGAGAAAAAUAAAACAGGAGUUCUGAUCCAGAAUUGGAUGAAAUUACCCAGUCUUCUAGAGAGUGGGUGCUCUCUAGACCUUUCUUUGAAGAUAAGCAAGCAUGAUUACAAAAUACUGAGAUCUGUUCCUAAUAAUGUUAAGAUAAACAGUUUGUCUCUGCUCAUUCCAAAUACUCUUUAUUCAGGCUACGGAGAUACAGAUGUGUUGAUCGACCAGUUUUCUACCUUACUGGACACUAAGAGAUUAGUCAAACUGACCAUUGAUAACCUCCAGAGUCUGAACACGACAUUCCUGAUGAGAUUUAUUGAGUUCUAUUUUACUGAGAGAGGCAAUAAAUUAACAGAGCUCGUGAUUCAGGGAGAGCCUGACCUCUUUGAGUUAGUUUUGAAUGAUUCUACCAAAAAUGCUUAUACUCUGACUCUAAAACCCCUCAAAAAUGAUUUCCUCAAAUUAUCAACAGAAGACAAAAAACUUAAAAAUCUAAAACACAGAAGGAUCGUUUUCUGAGAUGAAGCUUUUACACGAUGCAGAUGCUGAACUUCAGGAAUGGUCGACGAAAGAUAUAGAUUUUACUCUAACACCCUCAUAUAACCCCU
Moneuplotes crassus is the source of this 1994-nucleotide messenger RNA. NCBI's taxonomy places the organism in Eukaryota, Ciliophora, Spirotrichea, Euplotida, Euplotidae. The record is from the annotation of a GenBank genome assembly.